GAGUGUUGGAUGAAAUUUGGUUUGUGACGACGCGUUGAUUCAGAUACGUUAGCCUGGUUUUUGGAGAAACGGACGUCACCGAGACUGCAUGCGCUAUUUCGACAUUUCUAUUCGUUACCUUGCUCCGAAGCAGUCGAACGGAAAUUGUUGGAUUUCACGAUGAAGACGGAGAUAGAAACGGACCCGGAAUCAACGGACGCGACGUCCUGUCUGAGCAUGAAGAACACCGCCAACAACAACAACAACAACAACACGACGACCACGAACAACAACCACAAUAGCGACAAUGACGCGAUGGACAUGGACAUGGACAGGCUAAUGGAGUGCGGAGGGUGCGGCGACCGGGUCCGGGAGCGAACGGUCCUCUGCGUGGGAGGGCGAACUUGGCACUCACGUUGUCUCAGGUGCUGCGCCUGUGCCAGGCCUCUCCACGAUCAGCACUCCUGUUUUCUGCGAGGCAUGCGGCUCUACUGCAGGCACGACUACGCCAUGGCAUUUGGAGCAAAGUGUGCAAAGUGCGGGCGAAGCGUCGGAGCCGGUGACUGGGUGCGUAGAGCAAGAGAGCGAGUCUACCACUUGGCCUGUUUCGCGUGCGAUGCUUGUUCGCGGCAGCUUUCAACCGGGGAACAAUUUGCGUUGUUGGAUGCGCGGCUGCUCUGCAAGGCGCACUACCUAGACGUAGUCGAGGGCAACAACACCUCCUCGUCUGAAGACGGGGACUCGGAGGGUGGAAAAGCGAACAAGGCCAAGAGAGUGCGGACCACCUUCACCGAGGAACAACUCUCCGUACUUCAGGCGAACUUUCAGUUGGACAGUAACCCUGAUGGCCAGGAUCUAGAAAGGAUAGCCCAUGUCACGGGGCUGAGCAAAAGAGUCACGCAAGUCUGGUUUCAAAAUUCGAGAGCACGGCAGAAGAAACACUGCAGUGGAAAGGUCAAAACGCAAAUGCACCACUCACCGCCGCUUCAGCAUCACCCCGGUGAUCUCUACGGAGGCGUGAACGUAGUCCAGGGCGUACAAGGCGCUUACCUCCAAGGAACCUACCAGAGCAGCAGCGUCGGAAGCGAGAGUCCAGGUAGCCCGAUGACGCCGAUGACUCCGUCGACGCCGACCCUUAUGCAGCCCCAGUUUUGCCAUCAGAGUGGAACAGGGCGAUUUAUUUCUGUUUCAGGUAAUUCCCAUGGGGUGACGGGCGCCUAGCGGUUAAACUCAAAGUACGAGGAUGGGGUUUUUAUGGUUGUGUAAAUUAAAGAGUAUGCAGCAGUGUCGGUAGACGUUAUAAUGCGAAGAGAAACCUGUAAAUAUAUUAUGUACACCGGACGCGCUAUGUUUAGGUAGAUUUAUAUAUAUAUAUUCUAUGAUUAUUGCUAACUAUUUAUUUGAAUCUCAAUGAGAUCGAUUCGACAUUAUAUACAAUAUCAAUAUGUAGUGUAUGGAGAGUUUUUUCGAAUUAAUUUCUUCCCGAUUGUUUAUUGUUUUUUAGUUCAUUUUUCUAUUUUACUCCUAACUUGACAACGAUCACAAAAACUCGACACAACGUACUCGUUUUAUCGCAUUAAUUAUCAGACAUCCAUGUCAUUAUAAACAUGAAUAUUAAUUAACGUUUAAUUUCAAAUUCACUGAUCGAUUGACGUUAGCCCGUACAUGAAAUACAGUUAUAUACAUAUUAUAAUAUAUAUAAUGAUAAUUCGUGUAUGAUGUUAUACAACAAUAUAAUAAGUAUGUGUCUGUAGAAAUUUUAGAUGUUACGAUGUAUAUACAACGACGUAUAUACACGGUGAAUACAUGCAGUGUAAAUUUAUUAUUAUAUGAAA
This is a messenger RNA of Diprion similis, 1814 nucleotides long. Its product is annotated as LIM/homeobox protein Awh-like. Gene Ontology annotation, cellular component: nucleus. Lineage: Eukaryota; Metazoa; Arthropoda; Insecta; Hymenoptera; Diprionidae. Bases 160 to 1200 code for a protein of 346 amino acids. Gene Ontology annotation, biological process: neuron differentiation; regulation of transcription by RNA polymerase II. Gene Ontology annotation, molecular function: RNA polymerase II transcription regulatory region sequence-specific DNA binding; DNA-binding transcription factor activity, RNA polymerase II-specific. The transcript has 5 exons. The record is from RefSeq and is a predicted model, not a curated record.